Colletotrichum orchidophilum is the source of this 723-nucleotide messenger RNA. Its product is annotated as DnaJ domain-containing protein. The record is from RefSeq and is a predicted model, not a curated record. NCBI's taxonomy places the organism in Eukaryota, Fungi, Ascomycota, Sordariomycetes, Glomerellales, Glomerellaceae. The transcript is spliced from 4 exons. Bases 1 to 723 code for a protein of 240 amino acids.
AUGGCGAACACUGGCGCCCCUCCAAACUACUACAAGAUCCUCGAGAUCUCGGAGGCGGCAACGACCCAGCAAGUUCGUGAUGCUUACAAGAAAGCCGCCUUGAAAACGCACCCAGACAGGGUCCCCGCCGAUUCGCCCGAGCGAGCAACGCGCACCCGCAAGUUCCAGCUUGUAAACGACGCAUACUACACCCUUUCCGACACUCAAAGGCGCCGCGAAUACGACGCCCAGCGAAACAUCUUUGGCGCAUCCGCCGGCACAACAUACGGCGAUUUCUCCGACGACGAUGACGACCCAGCGGAGGAAGUUCCCCCACAAGCCGGCCCCAAUCCACAAAAUGCCUACUCGUGGGCAUGGAACUUCUUCACCGGCGGGAAGCAAGGCCAGAACGAGGGCCAGCGCGCGCAGGCAGACAACGCACAGUUCGGCGAUGUGUUUGAGGAGAUGCUGCGCGAAGAGGGCAUGGCUGAGGAGGGUACAAACCGUCCGACAAGCUCGUUCUGGAGCAUGGUUGGCGGGCUUAGUGGAGGCGCGCUGGGCUUCAUCGUCGGGAACAUGCCUGGCGCGCUGGCGGGUGCUGUCGCUGGAAACAGGCUUGGGUCCGUUCGAGACGCGAAGGGCAAGAGUGUCUACGCUGUUUUCCAGGACCUCCCUCAGGCAGAUCGUGCGAGGUUGCUUACCCAGUUGGCUGCCAAGGUGUUCAGCCACACUGUAGGAGCUUAG